AUGGACGAUUCCCUGGCCGCCGAGGCGGGCCAGCUCGAGCUCGCAGAACGCGAAGCUCAGCUCGCAGAACACGAAGCUCAGCUCGACCACUUCUAUCGCCAGUGCUACGGCGAGACCCCAGAACUUCCCAUUGCAGCGUCACCAUCGCCGCAGGAGGUAUGGGAGGUGAUCGCAGUGAGCGACGACAGCCAGGGGGCCGCGCUCUCAGAGCACGCAGACCCGCCUGAACAGGCGAACGAGAUGCAAGCUGAGCUCGCUUCCUUGAUCGCCCUGGCGCUGGUGGCUACAAAGGACAUGGUGCUUUGGCUGCUAGACCAUUGUGCAGCGAGGGGCACGGGCGAUAAUGCCAAUGCUGACGAUCCCCGCCAGCGAGACCGGAGCCGUGUCGGGGCGGCGGCUUACUUCUUACCCCAGAACCGCAGCAGAGUCUUCAUACGAGGCAUGCGGAAGAACAUCGUCCCUGCUGUCCCGAAGCCCCCGCCUCCAUUCGGCACCCGUCAGUUGCGCGAAGUUCUCGGCAAGUUCCCCCCGAUCGAUCGCGAGAGCCUCACCGAGGCUCAGAAGGAGAACGUGAAGGCCCAGGAGGAAAACGUGAAGCAGAAGUUUCUCGAUGACGAACUCUCCGAAGAUGACCUCGUAGUGAUUUCGACCGAUCGCGCCAUCGACGGCGUCUACACCCCUCCUUGCUUCCCCAACUUCUGCCCCACUCUCACAACGCGUAAUUUUUAUCUGUUCGUCAUGAGUGUUUCAGAUAUCCUGAGCGAGGUUCCUGAUAAGGACCGCUCGUUCUUUAGAUUCCUGCGCCCGACGGAGCGACUUGCGCUCCAGGGCUUGCCUCCUAGCGCCGCGCUUCACAUGCCCAGCCAUGCGGUUGCGGUCAAGGGCGCUGGGAAUGCGUUCCCGCCGCCGCUUAUAAUGGCG
Prorocentrum cordatum is the source of this 921-nucleotide messenger RNA. NCBI's taxonomy places the organism in Eukaryota, Dinophyceae, Prorocentrales, Prorocentraceae. The record is from the annotation of a GenBank genome assembly.